Messenger RNA from Nicotiana attenuata, 1212 nucleotides. RefSeq lists its product as uncharacterized. NCBI's taxonomy places the organism in Eukaryota, Viridiplantae, Streptophyta, Magnoliopsida, Solanales, Solanaceae. The record is from RefSeq and is a predicted model, not a curated record. The transcript has 2 exons. The coding region runs from base 1 to 1212 and encodes 403 amino acids.
AUGGCUAAAGCCUAUAAUAGGCUAUCCUGGAGUUUCCUCAUUGAAGUUCUAAAUAAGUUUGGAUUCUACAGGGAAUGGUCUGAUAUGAAUUGUAGAAUAUUCUCGAAUGUCUGGUACUCCAUAAUUAUCAGUGGAACUCGGCAUGGUUUCUUUACUUACUCUCAGGGCCUCAAACAAGGGGAUCUUUUAUCCCCCUCUCUUUUUAUUCUUGCUGCAGAGGUAUUGUCUAGAUCUCUGAACAAUCUCCAUCAUAAUGAGAACUUUACUAGAUUUUCUAUGAAUAAGAGAGGUCCUCAAAUUAAUCACUUGGCUUAUGUCGAUGACAUUGUUAUAUUCUGUGGUGGCAACUCAAAAACUGUCAAUCUUGUGAUCAAAGAAAUCAGAAAGUAUGAAAAGGCAUCGGGUCAGCUUGUCAACAAGGAUAAAGGUUUCUUUCUCACUGGCCCUAAAGCUAGUGCUUAUAGAAUCAACAGAUUGAGAGAUUGCACUGUAUUUAUGGAUAAGAGUUUUCCCUUCACAUAUCUUGGAUGUCCAAUAUAUAUUGGAAAGAAAAAGAGUUGCUUCUUUGAUAACAUGGUCACUAAGGUUGUUAAGAGGUUGAAUGUAUGGCAAGGUAAAAUGUUAACCUAUAGUGGCAGAGUGGUUCUCAUCAAAAGUGUUCUACAGUCCAUGCCUACUCACACGCUUACAGCUCUAAACCUUCCCAAAGAUGAAGGUGGCAUUGGCAUUAAAAGUCUUGAAGCUAUCUCUAACACAUUAACUAUCAAGAGGUGGUGGAGGUUUAGAAUAAAACCUUCACUAUGGUUAGACUUCCUCAAAGCUAAAUAUUGUCCAAGAAGUCAUCCUGUUAAAAAGAAGUGGAUCUCGGGUAACUCACAGGCUUGGAAGCACUUGCUAUUGGCUAGAGACAAAGCUGAAGGCAACAUCAGUUGGCAAAUUAACUCUGGAGACUGCAACUUUUGGUGGGAUAAUUGGACUAUGACAGGUCCUUUGGCUUAUAGCAAUGCUAAUUUAGUUACCACCAUUGGUAACAAGACUAAUAGUUGUGAGUUUAUUAUCAAUGGUCGUUGGGAUAUUAAUAAGCUACGCAAUACUCUUACUAAUCAGCUUGUGGAAGUUAUUAGCAACAUCAACAUUGGCCAAUCGACUGAGAAAGACGAUGUUGUAUGGAAUGGUACUGAAGAUGGACAUUACUCUAAUAAAUUUGCCUGA